Molecule: messenger RNA, 450 nt
Organism: Pseudovirgaria hyperparasitica
Lineage: Eukaryota; Fungi; Ascomycota; Dothideomycetes; Acrospermales; Acrospermaceae
Exons: 1
Coding region: 157-414 (85 amino acids)
Source: RefSeq, a predicted model, not a curated record
UGUGAUUGUGUUUGUGUGUUUGUGUUGUGGUGCUGUGUUUUGUGCUGUGGACGAUGAGGGUGGAUGGAUGCGAUGGAUGUGCGACACCGAGCGUCUCAGACUGCACUCACUUGUUGAUUGCAGUGGGAGAGGAGUGGAGUGGAGAGGAGGGUGAUGAUGGGAGUAGAUCGGAGAUGUGUCCGGGCCGGUGAUGACGCAAUGCGGGGAGAGCGAUGGAAGGUGCGAUGCGAUGCGAUGCGUUGCGAUGCGAUGCGUUGCGAUGCGAUGCGUUGCGAUGCGAUUGUUCUCGUUGUUGCUAUUGUUGAUUGUGAGUGUGUAAUAGACGUACAAACGAUCAAGAGUGUAGAAGUUGCGCGACUAGACGGCGGCCAGCUGGUCCGGGCGAUGGAUGGAGUAUUCGAGAAACUCGAGUAAUUAGUUCCUGUCUGUCUGUCUGUCUGUAUGACGACG